AUGUUCAAAAUCGUCUUUCUAUUCUCGAUUUCUUUUUUCGUUUACACGAUUGAAGCGGCUUGUCCAAAUGGAAUGAUACCAAUCUUGAAUGAAACAAAAUGUCUCUAUCAGUCACCGGAUUAUCAAGACGCCGAUCAAGCAAUUCUUAUUUGUCAACAAAUCGGUGGACAAAAUGCUGGAUUAGCAAAAAUCGAUAACUCAUUUGAAAACGGAUUUGCUUGGCAGUUGAUUCGCAAUUUGGCUCCAUUUCUCAUUGGAGUGAAACAAACGGCGAAUGGAGUGUGGACACAAUGGGAUGGCAAACCGCUUACGUACACCAAUUGGGCACCUGGUGAGCCGAAUUCGAUUGUCGGUUGUGCGGCCAUCGAUUCCUCGAAUGGACAAUGGAAAGCGGUGAAUUGCUACUUCCGGAACUCAUACUUUUGUACAGUU
This is a messenger RNA of Mesorhabditis belari, 432 nucleotides long. The record is from the annotation of a GenBank genome assembly. NCBI's taxonomy places the organism in Eukaryota, Metazoa, Nematoda, Chromadorea, Rhabditida, Rhabditidae.